Molecule: messenger RNA, 4477 nt
Organism: Rhopilema esculentum
Lineage: Eukaryota; Metazoa; Cnidaria; Scyphozoa; Rhizostomeae; Rhizostomatidae
Biological process (GO): cell surface receptor protein tyrosine kinase signaling pathway
Cellular component (GO): cytoplasm
Source: RefSeq, a predicted model, not a curated record
CCGUUGCUAAAUAACUUCACUUCCUUUACAAGCCCGAUUGAUGACAAAACCAAACAAAUGUCACUUGCUUCCUUUUAGUUAGGUUGAUGUUUUCCAGACAUUUCUUGCUAGGGUGUUAACAAUUCUUUCGUGGAGGACUAUUCUGAGAUGGCCUGAUCUUUACAAAAGAUGAAUAUAUGUUGAGGAAUGUGAUUUAUCACAGUAAUUGUAACAAGGAAGACACAUUUCGCUUAACUGGUACUUGAUUCCUAAGUUUCAAUGAGAGAGUUUAACACUUGAAGUUUGACGGUCCAACCUACAAGUAUGGAUGUUUUGUAUGAGGGAUACCUGGAAAAAUGUUUGAAUCCUGAAGAGAUCAAGAGAGAGUGGAGAAAGCGAUAUUUUGUCCUGAAAAGAGCCCUGGGAAGUGGUACUCAAACACUUGAAUAUUUCAAAGACAAAGAAUGGAAGAAGCAAGAGCCAAAAGGGGUACUUACAUUGUUCUCAGGCUAUGCAGCCUACAAAGUACUUGAUUCAAAGAAAAAGCUCACUUUUGAGGUUAAAACAAUGGAUAAUUUCUUCAUAUUAGCUGCAUCCUCAGAUGAAUUAAGAGAAAAAUGGAUAGAAGCUCUGCAGCAGAACAGCUCUGUUCGCUCAUAUAGUGUAGCGAUAGAAGAAACACAGAAAUCAUUGGAAAUGGGGCUAAAGAACAACGAGCCUUGCAUGCUGCAAAUAACCUCGUCAACAGUCUUGCUUAUAUUAGAAUCAAGUGUUCCUAUUUCAUGGCCAUUCAACUGUAUUCGACGAUACAAGUGUCACCCCGGCUCUUUUCUCUUGGAGGUUGGGCGCAAGGCUGCCACUGGCGAAGGGGUGUUUCGCUUUUUCACCCAGGAGGGUCAAGAUAUUUUUGAGAUUUUAGGAAAAUCGGUUGCUGAACGCAUGAGCUCAAAGCAAGAGUCAAAAACAGAUCUAGCAUCUAGUUUUGCGGCAAUGUCAUCUCCCAGCAAUGACAGCCAAAGUUCAGGGCCGCUAAACAUUACAGGGGGUAAACAGAACCCGUUCAUGGAUAUAACAGGUGGGGGAGACGGAAUCAGAUUUGUGAUGAAGAAACGCAGCACAUCAUCACCUCCGCCUUCACCCAAAGAAAUUUCAAGAUCACCACCAACCAUUGAGGAUACUGGCAGAAGCUAUAGUCAUUUGAAGUUUGGACACGAGAAACCAGUAAGCGGGCAAGACCCUACAGAUUAUGAGCAGCUAGCAAGGGCAAAGCAGUGCAGCCGAUUCAACAAAACGAGAAUGUCAGAAAGCAGUCGAUCCGGUGCCGCAUCGAGCAGCAAGGCUUUGAAGGUCCUUGGUUUGAUACGUUCCAAUAGUGCAGAAAAUUUGCAGCGCUCAGGCAGUGUAAGUGGCAGCUCAGAAUCAAGCAACAAUAUGUACUCGCGCCUAGAAUUUGAAGGGCAAAGUCCUAAGAAAAGUCAUUCAUCUUCAAAUAUUUUAGAAGAAUCUGCAAGUGGAAGGAAAGUAUUUGAAUCAAAUCUAGUGCGACAGAAUAGUGAAAAAUCAGACGAAGAUAGCCUUUACAAUAAACUUCACACAGAUCUAGGAAAAAAGAUUGCAGCUUUUCACCAUGAUAGUACUACCUACAAUGUCCUCAGUCAGGCCGGCUCAAGUGAUGGUUCUGUCAUUCAGAAUGAUCAAGAUGGUACAUAUGAUAAGUUAGGAGGGAAUCAAGGUGCUGCUAUACAUCGAGGCAACAGACCAGAGCCAAUUCUCAUCACAGAUGACAAUUACGAUGCUCUAAGAUUUUCAAGCGAUAAAAAAAAUCUAGAUGAAAUCAAAGGAGAGCAAGUUUCAAAAGAUUACGAAGUCCCUUGGUCGGCGCAACAUGUCCCCAGCCCCCGAUCACCAGAGGAGGUUCAAAAGCCAAAUCUAGCUGGCAGGGCCCCCAUUGCUAAGCCAACGCCAGCUGGCGGGAAACCAGCUAUUGGUAAGAAGCCAAUACCAUUGAAACCACCGAGAAAACCCAACGUUUGUGAUGUCAAUGCAAACACUGAUAUUCAAAGAGACACACAGCAGACAGAGGUGAAAUCAGUGGGUAAUGGAGCUAGGGAAAAUCUAAUUUCGCAAUUAAAGAAAAAUUUUGAGUCUCAGGAUUCGACUCAGCCGAAAACACCAACAUCGCCUCUCAGUCCACCAAACUCAUCGAAAAAGCUCGUUGAACCAUUUUACGCAGUGUCGCCAUUUGGAGGAGGAAAUAAGUCACAAUUUGCGUUGUCAAGUGAAUAUGAUGUUCCAACUAAUAAUGCUCCAAGAUUCCCAGUGCCAUCAGAAACCAAGCAGCCUAUGGGUUUUGUCUAUGCAGUCUCGCCAUUCCACAGCGGAAGUCAAAAAGCAGAGUCACAGCUCGAUCAAAACCUUUACGACACACCAAACCCGAUGGCUGCAGUUCCAGCAUCAAGUUUCGCCCCAACCAAUGCAUAUGAUACUCCAACACCUCGCCCUGCCUUCAACAACGAUGCAAAUUUGUACGAUACGCCUAGUCAGGUUAAUGCUGUGAGGAAUGCUGCGCCAUUUCCAAUGGCAGCAAGGGCUCCUUUUCAAGCACCAAAUAAAAACAUACAGUUUACCUAUGCUGUGUCCCCUUUUGCUGGUGGUCAGAGUAGCUCAAAUCAGAUCGACUUCGGCUGUCACCAAGAGGAAGCUGCAUACUGUGAAGUUUCUGAACUAAGGGACGGUAAUAUGCGUAUUCCUGGCUAUGAUCCUGUAAGUGGUGUUGUUACUUCUGGCAGACAGGUUCAAGAAGCUAUAUAUGCCAAUCCUAGAGACUGACGCAUAAAAUGCUUCCCUUUGGUCGACCUAAUGGUAAAAAAGAACGGGUAUUAAUGUAAAUAUUGCCCUGGGCUGUCAGAAACUUUGAAGGUAGAGAAAUAGACUGAUUAAAAAUGAUACAUUAACCACGAGUUGCACUUUUAAAAGUCAGAAAUUUUUUACUUUCACAUAGCAGUAAAAUUUCCUUUAUUUAAUCUGACAUUUUCGUUACUGUCGCUUUGCGAAAUCAUUUGACUGCCCAGAUUUCCUUACCUUGUUUAAAAAUGUCCUCUGCUUUUCUACAUUUUAGAGCUCAUUUUGUACGCUUGGUGGAUUUGUAUGUUUGCUUUUUAUAUGAUGUUUUUUAAUCGGAAUAGAAUCAAGCCAGAAGAACUGAAUUUAUUGUUGGACAGUAUUAUUGUUUAUUGUCAAUAUAUAGCAUUGGCAAUUUGUAUCAAGGGAUUGAAUUUAUAAUGAAAUUUACUUUUACUCGACACAAAUCCUUGGUGUAAUUUUUAGAAAUUGUCAAGUAAAAAUCAAUCGUGUAUAAUCCAACGCUCUUCAGCUGUGUCCACCAGACGUCCCACUAGUUAUGGACCCCAUUAGCUCUUGACCCCAUUAGAUAUGGACCCCAUUAGUUAAAAACCCCAUUAGUUAUGGACACCAUUAGCUCUUGACCCCAUUAGUUAUGGACCUCACUAGCUCUUGACCCCAUGAGUUAUGGACCCCACCCAUUAGCUCUUGACCUCAUUAGUUAUGGACCUCACUAGCUCUUGACCCAAUUAGUUAUGGACCCCAUUAGCUCUUGAUCCCAUUAGAUAUGGACCCCAUUAGUUAAAAACCCCAUUAGUUAUGGACACCGUUAGUUCUUGACCCCAUUAGUUAUGGACCUCACUAGCUCUUGACCCCAUUAGUUAUGGACCCCACCCAUUAGCUCUUGACCCAAUUAGUUAUGGACCUCACUAGCUCUUGACCCCAUUAGUUAUGGACCCCACCCAUUAGCUCUUGACCUCAUUAGUUAUGGACCUCACUAGCUCUUGACCCCAUUAGUUAUGGACCCCACCCAUUAGCUCUUGACCUCAUUAGUUCUGGACCCAAUUAGAUAUUGUUUUCGAUUGUUCUGCGAAGUUAUAAGACAGCAGCUUUUAUUCAAAUCUUGAGCAUGUUUACAAUGUCGUCGUAUAAAUCUUUUUCAGUCAUGAAAAGUCACAUUUUUCUUUAAAAAGUAUUGGUGGUUUAUGAUGUAAUGCUUAUUUCUUGUCCUUUGUUUCCUUGAUAAUUUUUAUUAGAAUAAUUUUUUUGUUACGUAUUUACCCUUUUGUAGCUCAUUAGCGAGCUCCAUAAUAUUGUAUUUACCCUUUUGCUAAGCCUUCUCUUUUGUCACGAAAACUAUCGAGUAUUUGAAACUGAUAAUGACGUCAUCUUUGCGAAAGAUUGAAAUUAAUGGCGUUAAACUGAUAAAAACGAAUUGGCAUUCGUGACUGGAAAUUUUCCAUCCUUGGUAUCCAAUUUGAAGCCAUUAGGUUCUAGAAAUCGUAAUUAUAUUGCUUGGAACUUCGAUUUUAGAACUGUUAUUUGUGUAAAAGCUUAGAUUAUAUUUUAAUUUUGAUAUAUUGUUUGGUGUAAAUAAUGAUUUUAUGAAUUUCCAAUGUAAGAUUUAGAAUGCAGAUUAUUUCACAUUUUGCUAGUA